ACACAACACAAAACAACGCAAACCCCCACCACACAUAUUUUGAAUACUCUUAUGUAUCAUCCAAAAUCUCUCCCAAAACACCCCAAAUCAAAUCCAAAUCCUCUAGCAUGAAAGAUCACUUGAUUUAACAUUAUACUUUCCCUCUUUGACUGUAUAACCCCAUCACUGCUCUCUCUGUCUAGACAUUUUUGUCAUGUCUGGUUUCAAGAAAUCCUCAAUUCCACGCCAGACUUCGUACAGUUCUCUCUACGUCAAUCCCCUCAAUGAGAUCAAACACAACCGGAGUUGCAGCGAAGGAGACCCCAGUGGCACCGGACGUGUCACGCUCGGCGUCCAUUUGGACCGGAUUUGGGUUGGUGACUCCGGCGAUAAGGAAAAUGAUACGACAAAGAGGACCGGAAAAUGGGUCCAUGACAACAAAGAAAAUACAGUACCCAUUAAUGGGUCUGGUGCUGUGGCCAAACAGUUCCCAAAUGGGAAGCCUUACUUAAGGGAUAGAGCUUUGAAGCCCUCUUCACUUCAGCUUUGUAUGCAAUUGAAUGAGGGCGAUUCGACUUGUGGGUCGAAAAUUUGGGACCCCAUUGACUCGGAGAACACAAAUUCUACCAACAUUUGGGACCAUUCGGAUUCAGAGGCCGCUCCGGCUUCAUCUUGGUCUACCCUGCCUAACAGGUCUUUGUUGUGUAGGCCUUUGCCAUUGGACAUAGGGAAGUGUACUUGUGUUAUAGUGAAGGAAGCAUCACCAGAAGGACUAGAUGGGGGCACUUUAUACUCACUUUACACCAAUGAGGGUCAAGGACGACAAGACCGGAAACUUGCUGUUGGUCACCACAAACGGCGUAAUGGAAGAUCUGAGUUCAUUGUGGCUCAAAACACAAAGGGAUUAUUUUGCAACACAGAUGAUAAUUUUAUUGGGAUUGUAACUGCUAACUUCAUGGGUACAAAAUACCAUAUAUGGGAUCAGGGAAACCGCAUCAAUUCUUCAACUAGACAGUCAAAACUACCACUGGCUAUUGUUUCCUUCUUGCCUACCAUAGCGACCUGGUCAGGAAGUUACAGAAGCAUGAGAGCAUGGAUACCUAAGCACCAAUCCAUGCAACUAAAAUGUAGCACUCAGAUACAACAUAUUAGUGGACUACCCAAGGAUUGGGAGGAGAAGAAGGAAAAGGUGCAUCAGCUAUUCUCAAGAGUUCCACAAUACAAUAAUAUAUCGAAACAAUAUGAAUUAGACUUCAGAGACAGGGGACGAGCAGGACUUAGAAUCCAGAGCUCAGUCAAGAAUUUCCAGCUUACUUUGGAGAACGGAAGGCAGACAAUCCUGCAGCUUGGAAGGGUGGGCAAGUCAAAGUAUGUGAUGGAUUACAGAUAUCCAUUGACUGGUUACCAAGCGUUCUGCAUAUGUUUGGCUUCUAUUGAUUCAAAGCUUUGCUGCACAAUGUGAUUACAAUCCACUUUCCUCUUUGUUGUUCAAUCUCCGAACACAAAGUAUUCAAUAUCUCUUGGUUCCAUUUUUGUUCUUGUACCGCAAUUUUGAGUCACAAGACAAGACUUCGAGGAAAGGGGGGAGAGGAGAAGAGUCACCAUUUUGUGGAAAGUUGUGAAGCCACCAAACAUGUUGAAGGGGAUUUUGUAUAUUCCUUUCAUUAAGCUCAGAAAGACAAGAUGGGAAAAUAUGAACAAUUUAUUGGUGUACUUUUCAAAUUGAAAAAGAAAAAGAAAAUUAAUUUGACUUUCUUCUCGAUA
Molecule: messenger RNA, 1743 nt
Organism: Cornus florida
Lineage: Eukaryota; Viridiplantae; Streptophyta; Magnoliopsida; Cornales; Cornaceae
Product: tubby-like protein 8
Exons: 9
Coding region: 194-1441 (415 amino acids)
Source: RefSeq, a predicted model, not a curated record